Molecule: messenger RNA, 1881 nt
Organism: Emericellopsis cladophorae
Lineage: Eukaryota; Fungi; Ascomycota; Sordariomycetes; Hypocreales; Bionectriaceae
Product: mitochondrial chaperone BCS1-B-like protein
Exons: 1
Coding region: 1-1881 (626 amino acids)
Biological process (GO): protein insertion into mitochondrial inner membrane from matrix; mitochondrial respiratory chain complex III assembly
Cellular component (GO): mitochondrial inner membrane
Molecular function (GO): ATP binding; ATP hydrolysis activity
Source: RefSeq, a predicted model, not a curated record
AUGGAGGUGAACGAUGCUCCCUCACAGGGCUCGCCCAACACUACCUCUCAGCAGCAAUUCGCCGUACUCGACAUGUUCAUUCCCGGCUUCUCGCUGGUCUCUUCUCUUGCGCAGGCGUACCUGGGUAUCGACCUCAACCUCUACAUCCCCAUGCUGAUGGUCCUUGUGAGUACCUCUUUCGCAUGGAGCUAUAUCUCUUCCAUGCUGUACGGCCUCAUUGAAAGCCAUCUCAUGUCUUCUGUGCGGAUCCGUACCGAUGAUGAGAUCUUCAACAUGAUCAUGGCGUGGGUCGCCACGCAAAAUUUCUCGCGCAAGAGUCGGCGCUUUAUCGCCAACACCAACCUCAACUCGAGGGCCUGGUCCAUGUGGCGCUUCUUCAAUGAUGAAGACGAGGAUGAGGAUGAGGACGAGGAGCAAGACUGGCGAAAAAAGGAGACCAGCAAGAAUAAGAAGCAGUUGCGAUAUACACCCAGCUAUGGCACUCAUCUCUUCUUCUUCCGGCACCGGCCUCUCCUGUUCGAGCGCUGCGAGAAUCGGGAGCAGAUGGGAUCCCUGAUGAUCUCCGAGAAGGAGGAGAUUAUUAUCUCAUGCUUUGGUCGUAGCGCCGAUCUGAUCAAGGAGCUUCUGCACGAAGCACGGGAGCAGCACAUGGCCAAGGACGAACAAAAGACGCUCAUCUACCGGGGUGGGAGUGAUGGGCAGGGGGGCGACCUCACUUGGAAGCGCUGCAUGGCUCGGUCAACGCGGCCGUUCUCGACAGUAAUUCUCAACGAGAAGGUCAAGCAGGAGCUUGUGGACGACGUCGCCGACUAUCUCGCGCCAAAGACCCGAAAAUGGUACGCGAAUCGCGGCAUUCCCUAUCGACGAGGCUACCUCCUCCAUGGGCCUCCCGGCACGGGCAAGAGUUCGUUGAGUCUGGCGUUGGCUGGCUAUUUCCGAAUGAAGAUUUACAUCCUCUCGCUGAGCUCGCCCAUGGCUACCGAGGAUAAUGUGUCGCAACUGUUCGCAUCCCUCCCCAUGCGCUGCGUCGUCCUGCUGGAGGACAUUGACAGCGCUGGCCUCACACACACGCGCGAAGGCGAGAGCAGAAGCAAGGACGAUGCUGCGUCCCCUCCCGCUCCCGCCGCAGAGAACAAGGCGGUCCCCCACACGGGCAGGCUCUCUCUUUCCGGUCUCUUGAACAUUCUCGACGGCGUCGCCUCGCAAGAGGGCCGCGUGCUCAUCAUGACAACCAACCACAUUGAGAAACUCGACAAGGCCUUGAUCCGCCCCGGUCGCGUGGAUAUGACGGUCGAGUUUGGUCGAGCGGAUCCUGGCAUGACGGCUUCCAUCUUUCGAGCCAUGUACACACCUUUUGAGGGUGAGGAGACACCUUCCACAAGCGGUCCCAACAGCCCUGCCCCCUCGCCAGCCAAGAAGGGUACAAAAGCGCUGAAGGACACAGCUCUUGCAGAGAAACAGAAGCUGCGUGACGACGAGGCCCGGAACCGGGCCACUGAGCGCAUUGUUGACCUGUCCCAUCAAUUCGCCGCCAAGAUCCCAUCCGGCGAGUUCUCACCCGCCGAGAUUCAGGGUCUUCUCCUACGACACAAGCGUUCGCCUCUCGCUGCGAUCGAUGCGGUAGACAGCUGGAUCACAUCCACUCGCAAGGACAAGAUGGAGCGGGAGGCGCGGGAGGCCGAGGAGAAGGAGAAGGCGAGGAAGAAGGCGGAGAGGGAGAAGCGGCGCAAGGCCAAACAAAAGGCCAAGAAGAAGGCCAAAGGCGAGGACGUCAGCUCGUCGGGAUCAGGCUCGGAUUUGGAGAUUGAGGCCCAAGAGCAGGCUGGAGGGAAAGAUACAAGGAGCAAGGCCACUCCGGACUCGGGGUACGGAACGUCCUGA